Molecule: messenger RNA, 398 nt
Organism: Pterocles gutturalis (yellow-throated sandgrouse)
Lineage: Eukaryota; Metazoa; Chordata; Aves; Pterocliformes; Pteroclidae
Gene: CYYR1
Product: cysteine/tyrosine-rich 1
Exons: 3
Source: RefSeq, a predicted model, not a curated record
CAGAAGAUUGUCUGGCUCAGUGUGAUAAUGACUGCAAAGCUUACUGCUGUGAUGGGACUACUCCCUACUGCUGUUCGUAUUAUGCCUACAUUGGGAAUGUCCUUUCAGGCACAGCGAUAGCUGGAAUUGUUUUUGGUAUCGUAUUUAUAAUGGGUGUGAUUGCCGGGAUUGCCAUCUGUAUCUGCAUGUGCAUGAAGAACAACCGUGGGACUCGAGUAGGGGUCAUCCGAACGACGCACAUCAACACUAUCAGCACAUACCCAGUGGCUCCACCACCCUACAGUUACGAAUACGAAAUGGAGUACCCAGCUGACCUACCUCCGCCUUAUACUCCAACUCCACAGACUUCAAUACAGUAUCCCCCACCCCCUCCAUACCCUGGAUAUUCAGGGAAAUGA